UUUAAGAUUGGCCCAACAUCGAUCCACAGAGACUGAGCCCAACAAUCGUUGUCUGGGGCUCUCCAUCCCAUUUUUGCUCUCUUCCAAAUCUCCACCGUCGCGACCUUCACCGAGAAAAAACCAGAAACUCUAAAGAGCGAAAAAACACAUAUGGCGUAUUCGGGUCUUCUGAAAACCAUAAUCAGAUCAUCGAAUUUGGGAUCUACGACUCGUAAUUUCAGCCUCGUUAGCAGUCAAAUCAGCAAUCAUACUGCCAAAUGGAUGCAGGAUACAAGCAAGAAAUCUCCAAUGGAGUUGAUCAAUGAAGUUCCUCCUAUCAAGGUUGAAGGCAGGAUUGUAGCUUGUGAAGGAGACAGUAAUCCUGCCUUAGGACACCCAAUUGAAUUCAUAUGCCUUGACUUGAAGGAGCCAGCUGUGUGCAAGUAUUGUGGCCUGCGCUAUGUUCAGGAGCAUCAUCACUAGAAGUGUAAUGAUGUUUUUAUCAGGCUCUUGGGGUAAUUGUUAUUGUGCAUUGCCCAUGGCACUUUUUUUCUGUCAAUGUAUUGAUAAAACUCUGCGUUUUUAUUUUCACAUAAUAAGCAUUUAAAGAGUUCUCAUUUGUGAACGUA
Theobroma umbraticum is the source of this 608-nucleotide messenger RNA. Its product is annotated as NADH-ubiquinone oxidoreductase-like protein. Gene Ontology annotation, cellular component: respiratory chain complex I. The record is from RefSeq and is a predicted model, not a curated record. NCBI's taxonomy places the organism in Eukaryota, Viridiplantae, Streptophyta, Magnoliopsida, Malvales, Malvaceae. Gene Ontology annotation, biological process: mitochondrial electron transport, NADH to ubiquinone.